GUAGUAAUACCGAACCUCAGUAAUCUGUGCUUGAAAUCAAAUAAUUAUUCUUUUAAUUUUUGUCAAAUUCAUUUUUAUAAUGGGAGCAGAGCAAUCAGCUUUGUUGGUCUGCACACAAACUGGAAAACCGGAGGCGCCCCUAAGGCUCCGCAAUGCUGAGCAAUUCUUUCAACAUUACUUUGAUAAAAUGGCGGAACCUCGAACGGGACCCGUAACAGAAGCUUUAAUGCAUUUAAUAUUGAAUGGAUCCGAAAAUUCUUUGGAGGGAAAGGAGUUGAGUUGCUGGACUAAACUAAUAGAGCAAGACUCAGGAUGUGAUAAUUACGAGCUAGAAAUGCAGGAAUUGAAAGAGACAAGUGAUGAUGAACAAGAUACGACAUUUCAAAAUGAGGAAGCAGUUGAUGAUUUAUUCGAAGGUGAUAUUAGCAUAAAGUCCACUUUCACUAAAAAUAAUCAGCGUAGUGGUGCUAAUAGUAAGUUUGAUCUGAUUUCACUGCAGAUUGACGACCUGCAACCACUUGGGUUGCUUAGUAUGGAUGAUCCUAAUCAGGAGUUUAUAAAACGAGUGGUCGAUUUAAGUAACGAGAAUAUUUAAGGCAGACACAGAAAGAGGAUUUAUAUAAUUUUACAUAAAUCUAAACUUUAUGUACAAGAAAAUGUA
Molecule: messenger RNA, 661 nt
Organism: Drosophila innubila
Lineage: Eukaryota; Metazoa; Arthropoda; Insecta; Diptera; Drosophilidae
Exons: 2
Coding region: 80-595 (171 amino acids)
Source: RefSeq, a predicted model, not a curated record